GUCAAUAAUGUAUAGAGGACUGUACCAGAAAUCUGUCACCGUGUAUGGUGUUAGGGAGGGUCAUCACAUUUCCCGUGUGUCUACAAACCGGGUCUGGAUCAAUGAUAGUUAUGGCAAUCUUAUACUGACAAACACAAAAGGUGAAGAACUAGAUGGCGUGACAGUUAUAGGUAGUGAUGUAUGGGGAGGACACACUGUGGACACUUAUGGUGAUCUAAUUUUUAUAGACGGGGAAUUAAACAUCAAUAAACUGUCUACAGAAAACAAAGAAAAGACUACGAUAAUAAAGUACAACACAUCACCAUGGAGACCAGAGUGUGUCUACAGCUCCCCCUCCACUGGAGACCUGCUGGUCGGGAUGUCUUACUAUACUAAUAAUACAUAUACAGGCAAGGUAGUGCAGAACUCCACAGGAGAAAACAUCCAGACCAUACAGCACCACAACACAGGUCAGGGACUGUAUGGAUAUCCUUUCUACAUCACAGAGAACCGCAAUGGAGAUGUUAUUGUGUCUGACUCGUCGCGUUAUGCUGUAGUGGUGACAGAUCGUGACGGUAAUUACCGAUUCUCCUACACAGGUCCUCCAUCAGGAUCAGGACUAUAUCCAUGUGGAAUCUGUACUGACGCGCUGUCACACAUCCUGCUGUGUGAUUGGAGAACCCGGUCAGUACAGAUGUUAGAUAGUGACGGUCACUAUCUGACAGAGAUAAAGACACCACAACACGGGAUAGACAGUCCACGGGGCCUGAGUUAUGAUGAUAAAACUCACCUACUGUGGGUAGGGGCACAGGGCAACAACAACACAGUCAACCUAUACAGAGUGGUAGAUACAGACUCUCUGACUGGAGUCCCUCUGGAGAAGAUCAAAUGUAGAAAACAUCCCAGAAUUCCCCUGGACCAGUUCUGUACCCCGUGUGGUGUUCCCUUGUGUGUGGAGUGUAACAGCACUGAGGAUCACAGCAGACAUCAACUUACAGAUAUAGAGGCAUUGUUUGACAACAUUCACAGGAUAGAGGAUGGAGAUACACUAUUGAUGUGCCUUCUUAUUUCCAAUUUCUACAAAAUAAACAUGAAAGAAGGAAACUGGAUGACUAAAUAUAAUGCUGUUGCCAACAUUUUUAAUUCCAAGGAAGUCACAAAGCCUUUUGCUCCUACAGAUUUAGAAAAAUACAAACCAAUUCUAAAACUCAAUGAAUCAGAGAUCAGUUUUUCCACUGAGCUCUUCAAGUACAUUAGUUUUCUGAAAUUCUCAAAGCGUUCUGGAUUGAACUUUACUGAUAUUUUCUUGACUUGGGCAGACAAAGAAAACAUUGCUGAGUUCUAUAGAUCAUGGAAUUAUCAGAGGGGAGAGGAUGAAGUUUGCUGUUGGUUACUGCCAGAGAAAAAUGAAGAGUUUUUAAAAAGACUUGGACAAGAUAUUUUCAUGCACCCAACAAUGGUGGACCAGUCAUUCCAUGAAGCUGUAUUCAGAAAAUUCGGUGUACCUAUUCAGAUAAUAAUGAGGGGAGACAAAUCUGUAAAAAAUUUCAUCGAAAAUCUGAAGAAAGGAAAGACCAUGAUGUACCACGCCUCUGGGAUGAUAAUCGGAUGUGCUGGUAGUGGUAAAACAACAUUACUACAGAGACUGAAGGGCAUCGAUCUGAAAGAAAUAAAGGAAAAUACCAACUCAACCAGAGGAGUGGAUAUCCACACAGAUGUCUUUGAAGUUACAGAUAGCCUCCAUGUUAAUUUUUCAAGUCAACAAAAACACUUCAAACUUAGACUUGAUAAAAAAGAUCUGAAACAGAGCGUUUCUGAACAUAAAUCAGAGAAUGCAGCUGAUUAUGGGAUAACGCAGGAAAAGGUGGAACGAGUUGAUGAAGAGGGCAAUACGAUUGAAGCAUCAAACAGAAGCCAGAUAUCACAUGUAGAUACCAAUGUUAGCAUGACUCAAACUGCCUCAUCUAAUGAACAACGCGGGGCAAAGUCAUCAAAUGUAGCAGAAGUUGUGAGGGAAAGCAAAGAUAUUCCUCAUAGUUCAGAAAUUUCUGGAAAUUUGCAAAUUGGUGCAGAAGACAUUUCAGAAGAUCGAGAUAAAAAAAUAACCAUGACUGACUUUGCAGGACAGUGUUCAUAUUAUGCCUCACACCAGAUUUUUCUGAGUCCCCGGGCAUUCUUCAUUCUGGUGCUGAAUAUGGAGAAGAAGUUUGAUGAUAAGGUUGGAGAAGAAGUGUGUUGUCAGGAAGGCUCCAUUUACGGGGGAUGGACAAACAGAGAUUAUCUUGAAUUCUGGAUGAAGUCAGUUCAUCAGUACAGCAGUGAGAAAGCCCCCGUUAUCCUGGUUGGUACCCACAGUGAGGGGAAAACAGAAAAAGAGAAAACAUUGUUUUUCCGAGAAGUAUGGAAAACUUUAGAAAUGCAUAAAUCUCUGAAAGAACAUCUCAAUGUAAAGCGGCAAUUUGUGAUUGGAUUCAACGACAACGAAGGCAUCGAGAGUAUCAAGAAAUCAAUCCUUGAUGUUGUAGGUAAACUUGAUCACUGGGGUGAAGAGCUUCCUCGCUCAUGGGCUAUGUUUGAAACAUUCUUUCAGGAGAAGAAAAAACUCAAGAUUUUAAAGAUAGACGCACUCAUUGCUUUCAAUGAAGCAUUGCCAGAGGGGAUAAAGCUCCAAAAAAUAGAUGAUAUCAAUGUUAUGCUGCAGUUCUUCCAUGACAUCAGAGAAAUUUUAUACUUUGUUCAAGAAUAUCUCCAAGAGAAAUUAUUCUUGAUGUUCAGUGGUUUGCAGAUGCAUUCAAAAAUGUAAUUACUGACGAAAAUCACGCAGAGGAGGAUCUGAUCGAGUGUGCAGUAGAGUUUGCCAAAUUCAAUGAAACUGGAGAAUUAGAUGAUAAUCUGCUUUGUGCUAUAUGGGAAAUGUACAACAAUGGUUACAUUGAACAUAAAAAGGAGGUCAUGCUGUACAUGGAGAAGUUAGGACUCUUAGCUAAAAUGAGUGACAAUAAGUGGUAUGUCCCCUGUAUGAACAAAAUACCAUUUCCUUUGAAAUACUCAUCAUACCCUGCCUCCUCCAUCCUCUGCUACAUAUUUGAUGUUCUUCCUGCUGGAAUUUUCCAUCGCCUUGUAGCUACAUGCAUGCAGAUUCCCUGGAAGAUCCUUACAGAGAGAAACAGACCAUGCAUUUACCAGACCGCAGCUAUUUUCACAGUUCAGGGUCACAACGUUCUUCUUGGAAUGACUCCAAAUGAAAUUCAGCUGCAAGUGUUUGUUAUUGAAGGAGAAGUUGAGCUAUCAACAUGCCACGAAGUGAAGAAAAAGAUUGACAGUUUACUAAGUAUUCUAUCCACAACAUUCCAAACAGACUUUAAGUUCAUGUUUGGAUUCAAAUGCAAAGCUGUGGGAUUUUGCGACAACCAAGAAAGCUCUGUAAUUGAUGAAGCAGAAUUUAGUCAACCAUCUUUUCUGUGUCCUUCCUGUCCAAUAGAAAGCAAGCAUAUCAUCAAAGCAAAUGAUAUCACAAUGUUUUGGAUAGAGCCAAAAACAAAGACUUCAGUCUCUGCAGUGGCUUCUGGACAAGAUCUCGGAGGCCGAUCUAGAUUUGCCAAACUUGGAAUGGCAUCAAACGAUGUGUUAAAUCAGGCAUAUAGAGAUAUACUAGAGAUGGAGGUCCCCCCUUCCGUUAUUUACAACAAGGUGAAAGCAUCAUCAAUUUAUAAAAGAUUUCGCCCCGAGCAAGAACAUCUUUUACAAAAUGCUCAACUAUUAGGGUAUAAGAAUUUUGAUAUCUCAUUAACAUACACAUUGGUAAGACGCAUUUGUAAAAAGAUUCCUAAACAGACAAAAGGAAAAUGGGGAGAAGAACCUGCAGCAGGAGAAGUGACCGUGGGUGAUGAUAUCGAGAGAAUUAGAUCAAUCCGAAACGGUUUGACUGCACACGUUAGCUCAGCUUCAACCCCUCAGACAGAAUUCGAUGACACCUGGUUAAUGAUGUCAGAUAUCUGCAAAAGGCUUGAAACCUUCACUGGAAAGAAGUACUUGGAUAAAUUUAAAUACAUCCAAAAACUGACACUGAAAGAGGAAGAUGAAGAUGAUAUUAUAGAAAAGG
Saccostrea cuccullata (small rock oyster) is the source of this 4081-nucleotide messenger RNA. RefSeq lists its product as uncharacterized. The record is from RefSeq and is a predicted model, not a curated record. Gene Ontology annotation, molecular function: zinc ion binding; ubiquitin protein ligase activity; translation repressor activity. The coding region runs from base 8 to 2782 and encodes 924 amino acids. Lineage: Eukaryota; Metazoa; Mollusca; Bivalvia; Ostreida; Ostreidae. The transcript is spliced from 8 exons. Gene Ontology annotation, biological process: protein polyubiquitination; negative regulation of translation; proteasome-mediated ubiquitin-dependent protein catabolic process.